Aspergillus niger is the source of this 1089-nucleotide messenger RNA. RefSeq names its product endopolygalacturonases pgaB-Aspergillus niger (gene pgaB). The record is from RefSeq and is a predicted model, not a curated record. The transcript has 3 exons. Bases 1 to 1089 code for a protein of 362 amino acids. Gene Ontology annotation, molecular function: polygalacturonase activity. Gene Ontology annotation, cellular component: extracellular region. Gene Ontology annotation, biological process: pectin catabolic process. NCBI's taxonomy places the organism in Eukaryota, Fungi, Ascomycota, Eurotiomycetes, Eurotiales, Aspergillaceae.
AUGCAUUUCCUCCAGAACGCCGUUGUGGCCGCCACUAUGGGCGCUGCGCUGGCCGCCGCUGCUCCUCUCGAGAAGCGCUCCUGCACUUUCACCUCCGCCUCUGCUGCCAAGUCCGGCAAGUCCUCUUGCUCCACCAUCACCCUCGACAACAUCGCGGUCCCCGCUGGUGAGACUCUUGACUUGACUGGCCUCAAGAAGGGUACCACCGUCAUCUUCGAGGGUGAGACCACCUUCGGCUACAAGGAAUGGAAGGGUCCCCUGAUCUCCAUGUCCGGUACCGACAUCACCGUCAAGCAGGCCUCCGGUGCCAAGAUCAACUGCGACGGUGCUCGCUGGUGGGACGGCAAGGGUAGCAACGGUGGCAAGACCAAGCCCAAGUUCUUCCAGGCCCACAAGCUCGACCAGUCCAGCAUCACCGGCCUGAAGGUCUACAACACCCCUGUCCAGGGUUUCAGCAUUCUGGCCGACCACCUGACCAUCACCGAUGUGACCAUCGACAACUCCGCCGGUACCAGCAAGGGUCACAACACCGAUGCCUUUGACAUUGGCCAGAGUACCUACAUCACCAUUGACGGUGCCACCGUCUACAACCAGGAUGACUGCCUGGCCAUCAACUCGGGUGAGCACAUCACCUUCACCAACGGCUACUGUGAUGGUGGCCACGGUCUCUCCAUCGGUUCCAUCGGUGGCCGCAGUGACAACACCGUCAACGACGUGACCAUCUCCAACUCCAAGGUGCUCAACUCCCAGAACGGUGUCCGCAUCAAGACCAUCUACGGCAAGACUGGCACUGUCGAGAACGUCAAGUUUGAGGACAUCACCCUGUCCGACAUCAGCAAGUACGGUAUUGUCGUUGAGCAGGACUACGAGAACGGCAGCCCCACCGGCACGCCCACCAACGGUGUCAAGGUUGAGGACAUCACUUUCAAGAAGGUCACCGGCAGCGUCAAGAGCUCUGGUACUGACAUCUACAUCCUGUGCGGUUCCGGCAGCUGCUCGAACUGGACCUGGAGCGGUGUUGAUGUGACUGGCGGCAAGAAGAGCAGCAAGUGCAAGAACGUCCCCUCGGGCGCUUCCUGCAGCGAUUAA